AUGUCUCCCAAACAUUCACCUCAUCAACCUUCAGGGGUUAACAGCACCCAUGCACCCCCGCACCUCUCCACCAUCUUCUCCACCAGCCAUACUAACACCACCGUCAACCCGGCUGGAGCUGCCAUAUCCGGCUUCUUUAACAACCUGCUGAACAAAAUCCCCUUGCCUCGAUGGGCGGUCUACGCCAUCUUUGUGGCCGGCGGCCUGCUGAUUCUGCUCUGCUUCCUGUGUAUCUGCAUCAAGUGCUGCUGCCGGGGGAAGAAGAAGAAGCAGAAGAAGAAGAAGGAAGAGAACGUCAACCUGAAGAGCUUGAACGGAAAAAUCUCCUCGUCUCUGGUCCAGCCUGAUGUGUCGGAUGUGGAUUACGGUUCGACCCACCAGCAGAGAGGAAAGCUGCUCUACUCUCUGGACUACGACACCGCUCAGUCUCAGCUCAAUGUGGGGAUCAAACAAGCCACCAGCCUGAAGGCCAUGGACCUGGGAGGAAGCUCUGACCCGUACGUCAAAGUCUACGUCUGUCCAGACAAAAGUAAAACCUGUGAGACCAAAGUGUUCAGACACACGCUGAACCCCGCCUUCAACGAACAGUUCAACUUCCCGAUAUCCAAGUCUACUCUCAUGAAGUCGACGGUGGUGAUGCAGGUGUACGACUUCAACAGAUUUUCCAAACACGACAUCAUCGGCGAGCUCCGGCUUCAGCUGUCCACCGUUGACUGGAACCACGUCAUCGAGGAGUGGCAGGACCUCGCCGAGCCCGCCAAGUUUGAGGAUGAGAACCUGGGGGAGAUCUGCUUCUCUCUGCGUUACGUUCCCACUGCCAGCAAACUGACUGUGGUGAUCCUGGAGGCCAAGAACCUGAAGAGGAUGGACAUCGGAGGAACCUCAGAUCCUUAUGUGAAGGUGCAGUUGGCUUUGGACAAGAGGAAGUGGAAGAAAAAGAAGACGUCCAUUAAAAAGAAAACGUUGAACCCUUAUUACAACGAAUCCUUCACAUUCGACGUGACGUUUGACCAAAUCCAGAGGAUGAACCUGGUGAUCUCCGUGUGGGACCACGACGCCAUGACCCGCAACGACGCCAUGGGGAAGAUCUUCCUGGGCUGCGACGCCUCGGGGAACCAGCUGAGGCACUGGGCCGACAUGUUGGCCAAUCCGCGGCGGCCGGUCGCUCAGUGGCACAGCCUGUUGUCGGCCCAGCAGGUCAACUCCACCCUGUCGCUAAAAAACAAGAUCCCCCUCUCUGAUAAACUGCCCUUCUGA
This is a messenger RNA of Scomber japonicus (chub mackerel), 1257 nucleotides long. It is a transcript of the gene syt8, whose product is annotated as synaptotagmin VIII. Lineage: Eukaryota; Metazoa; Chordata; Actinopteri; Scombriformes; Scombridae. Gene Ontology annotation, biological process: regulation of dopamine secretion; calcium ion-regulated exocytosis of neurotransmitter; cellular response to calcium ion. The record is from RefSeq and is a predicted model, not a curated record. Gene Ontology annotation, molecular function: calcium-dependent phospholipid binding; calcium ion binding; syntaxin binding. The transcript is spliced from 8 exons. Gene Ontology annotation, cellular component: dense core granule; axon; synaptic vesicle membrane. Bases 1 to 1257 code for a protein of 418 amino acids.